UUCGCAUCUGAUUACGGAAAGACGGCGCCGAAGGUACAAUCCAUCUGAGUUGUUUGACGGAAGCGUGCGAGGAAGAGGUCCACCUCGACGAACGACGAUCUGAGACAAUUUGCCAAUUAUGUUAUGUCAGAUGUCACGAUGAAGAGGUCAUCAACUCGUUGAGGCAUCGGAUUUGAUCGAAGAUGUCAGAGCCUACAGAUGGCCAGGUGGAACAGUGCGACAUAGUCCUGCCGAGACAAGGCCUGCUAUAUCAAACGGAGGAGUUGAAUUACAUACUCUGUAAACCAAAAUUGAUUCCACUAAAAUCGGUUACGUUAGAGAAACUCGAAAAGAUGCAGAGGGACGCGGAGAUCAAACUUAAGGAAAUGCAAGAAGCAGAGAGCAGUCUCGAUGCAAGCGCAUAAGCAUCGAAUGGUAGCUAGAGAUUCUUAGGAAUUGUUAAAUAUCAUCGUCGCACGAGAUAUCAAAGCCAAGAUGGCUCUU
This is a messenger RNA of Solenopsis invicta (red fire ant), 483 nucleotides long. RefSeq names its product BBSome-interacting protein 1 (gene BBIP1). NCBI's taxonomy places the organism in Eukaryota, Metazoa, Arthropoda, Insecta, Hymenoptera, Formicidae. The transcript is spliced from 2 exons. Gene Ontology annotation, biological process: cilium assembly; receptor localization to non-motile cilium. Gene Ontology annotation, cellular component: BBSome. The record is from RefSeq and is a predicted model, not a curated record. The coding region runs from base 183 to 404 and encodes 73 amino acids.